Messenger RNA from Tarenaya hassleriana, 822 nucleotides. RefSeq lists its product as uncharacterized. Bases 1 to 822 code for a protein of 273 amino acids. The transcript is spliced from 2 exons. NCBI's taxonomy places the organism in Eukaryota, Viridiplantae, Streptophyta, Magnoliopsida, Brassicales, Cleomaceae. Gene Ontology annotation, molecular function: zinc ion binding. The record is from RefSeq and is a predicted model, not a curated record.
AUGUGUGCACGUCAUACUUAUGCCAAUUUGAAGAGAAAAUUCAAGGACAUUGAAUUGAAGAACUUAUUUUGGGACGCUGCAAAUAGCUAUCAUAAAGGUGAUUAUGAGCGGUAUAUGCAGGAGAUAAAAGACAUAAACCCAGCGGCAUUUGAGGUCUUAAUUGCCAAUGACCCAAAACAUUGGUGCAAGGCAUUUUUCCGAACGCAAUCACAUUGCGAAGAUGUUAACAACAAUUUUUCGGAGAGUUUCAAUAUGUCUAUAAAAGCUGCUCGACUACGUCCCUUGAUUGACAUGCUCGAAAUGAUUCGGAGGCAAACUAUGCAACGGAUAGCACAAAGAUUAAGGGAGGUCAAGGUAUGUAAGACAUACCUCACUUCACAUGCUAUGAAAGAGUUAGCUAAAAAUCAGAAUGACACACGUUUUUGCAUAUCAAUACCGAGUGGGUAUGAGAAAUAUGAGGUGAUGGAGUCAGGGAUAAGUUAUUCAUUGGAUCUUUCUUCACGGAGUUGCCCUUGUCGGAAGUGGGAUUUGACGGGUAUUCCAUGUAAGCAUGGACUAUGUAUUAUCAAUAACCGAGGAGAGGAUGUUGUAAAGUACGUGUCUGACUAUUUCUCGAGCAGAAGAUUGGAACUGUUGUAUGAACAGAAUAUAAUGCCUGUCAAUGGAGAACCAUUUUGGGUAAAAACUCUGAAAGAUCCAAUAGGCGUUCCCAAAAAGAGAAAGUUGCCUGGUCGACCAAGGAAGUUUAGCCGAAUAAAAUCUGUUCAUGAGUCCAUCAAAUCGGGGAAAGCUUACACGACAUGGAAGACAAAUGACGUGUAG